AUGCACCGCAUGGCGCUCAUGGCGUUUGUGUUGAGUGGAGUGGAAGGGAUCGACAGAGAGAGGGGAACGGGGAGUGCAGGGGAACGGGGAGUGCAGGGGAACGGGGAGUGCAGGGGAACGGGGAGUGCAGGGGCACGGGGAGUGCAGGGGAACGGGGAGUGCAGGGGAACGGGGAGUGCAGGGGAACGGGGAGUGCAGGGGCACGGGGAGUGCAGGGGAACGGGGAGUGCAGGGGAACGGGGAGUGCAGGGGAACGGGGAGUGCAGGGGAACGGGGAGUGCAGGGGAACGGGGAGUGCAGGGGAACGGGGAGUGCAGGGGAACGGGGAGUGCAGGGGAACGGGGAGUGCAGGGGAACGGGGAGUGCAGGGGAACGGGGAGUGCAGGGGAACGGGGAGUGCAGGGGAACGGGGAGUGCAGGGGAACGGGGAGUGCAGGGGAACGGGGAGUGCAGGGGAACGGGGAGUGCAGGGGAACGGGGAGUGCAGGGGAACGGGGAGUGCAGGGGAACGGGGAGUGCAGGGGAACGGGGAGUGCAGGGGAACGGGGAGUGCAGGGGAACGGGGAGUGCAGGGGAACGGGGAGUGCAGGGGCACGGGGAGUGCAGGGGAACGGGGAGUGCAGGGGCACGGGGAGUGCAGGGGAACGGGGAGUGCAGGGGAACGGGGAGUGCAGGGGCACGGAGAGUGCAGGGGAACGGGGAGUGCAGGGGAACGGGGAGUGCAGGGGAACGGGGAGUGCAGGGGCACGGGGAGUGCAGGGGAACGGGGAGUGCAGGGGCACGGGGAGUGCAGGGGAACGGGGAGUGCAGGGGAACGGGGAGUGCAGGGGCACGGGGAGUGCAGGGGAACGGGGAGUGCAGGGGAACGGGGAGUGCAGGGGAACGGGGAGUGCAGGGGAACGGGGAGUGCAGGGGAACGGGGAGUGCAGGGGAACGGGGAGUGCAGGGGAACGGGGAGUGCAGGGGCACGGGGAGUGCAGGGGAACGGGGAGUGCAGGGGAACGGGGAGUGCAGGGGAACGGGGAGUGCAGGGGAACGGGGAGUGCAGGGGAACGGGGAGUGCAGGGGCACGGGGAGUGCAGGGGAACGGGGAGUGCAGGGGAACGGGGAGUGCAGGGGAACGGGGAGUGCAGGGGCACGGGGAGUGCAGGGGAACGGGGAGUGCAGGGGAACGGGGAGUGCAGGGGCACGGGGAGUGCAGGGGAACGGGGAGUGCAGGGGAACGGGGAGUGCAGGGGAACGGGGAGUGCAGGGGCACGGGGAGUGCAGGGGAACGGGGAGUGCAGGGGCACGGGGAGUGCAGGGGAACGGGGAGUGCAGGGGCACGGGGAGUGCAGGGGCACGGGGAGUGCAGGGGAACGGGGAGUGCAGGGGAACGGGGAGUGCAGGGUAACGGGGAGUGCAGGGGCACGGGGAGUGCAGGGGAACGGGGAGUGCAGGGGAACGGGGAGUGCAGGGGAACGGGGAGUGCAGGGGCACGGGGAGUGCAGGGGAACGGGGAGUGCAGGGGAACGGGGAGUGCAGGGGCACGGGGAGUGCAGGGGAACGGGGAGUGCAGGGGAACGGGGAGUGCAGGGGAACGGGGAGUGCAGGGGCACGGGGAGUGCAGGGGAACGGGGAGUGCAGGGGCACGGGGAGUGCAGGGGAACGGGGAGUGCAGGGGCACGGGGAGUGCAGGGGAACGGGGAGUGCAGGGGCACGGGGAGUGCAGGGGAACGGGGAGUGCAGGGGAACGGGGAGUGCAGGGGCACGGGGAGUGCAGGGGCACGGGGAGUGCAGGGGCACGGGGAGUGCAGGGGAACGGGGAGUGCAGGGGAACGGGGAGUGCAGGGGAACGGGGAGUGCAGGGGCACGGGGAGUGCAGGGGAACGGGGAGUGCAGGGGAACGGGGAGUGCAGGGGAACGGGGAGUGCAGGGGAACGGGGAGUGCAGGGGAACGGGGAGUGCAGGGGAACGGGGAGUGCAGGGGAACGGGGAGUGCAGGGGAACGGGGAGUGCAGGGGCACGGGGAGUGCAGGGGAACGGGGAGUGCAGGGGAACGGGGAGUGCAGGGGAACGGGGAGUGCAGGGGAACGGGGAGUGCAGGGGCACGGGGAGUGCAGGGGAACGGGGAGUGCAGGGGCACGGGGAGUGCAGGGGCACGGGGAGUGCAGGGGCACGGGGAGUGCAGGGGAACGGGGAGUGCAGGGGCACGGGGAGUGCAGGGGCACGGGGAGUGCAGGGGCACGGGGAGUGCAGGGGAACGGGGAGUGCAGGGGAACGGGGAGUGCAGGGGAACGGGGAGUGCAGGGGCACGGGGAGUGCAGGGGAACGGGGAGUGCAGGGGAACGGGGAGUGCAGGGGAACGGGGAGUGCAGGGGAACGGGGAGUGCAGGGGCACGGGGAGUGCAGGGGCACGGGGAGUGCAGGGGCACGGGGAGUGCAGGGGCACGGGGAGUGCAGGGGCACGGGGAGUGCAGGGGAACGGGGAGUGCAGGGGAACGGGGAGUGCAGGGGCACGGGGAGUGCAGGGGCACGGGGAGUGCAGGGGCACGGGGAGUGCAGGGGCACGGGGAGUGCAGGGGAACGGGGAGUGCAGGGGCACGGGGAGUGCAGGGGCACGGGGAGUGCAGGGGAACGGGGAGUGCAGGGGCACGGGGAGUGCAGGGGCACGGGGAGUGCAGGGGCACGGGGAGUGCAGGGGCACGGGGAGUGCAGGGGAACGAGUCGAUCGACGACCACAUGCACCGCAUGGUGCUGAUGGCAAUAGCGGGUGACAUCACGCCGUUAUGCAGAGUGGGUAAGGACAGGAGGAGACGCAAUCUUUUCUUCUCUUCCUUUCCUCCGUCGUGCGGAGUGGGCAAGGAGGAGAAGCAUCAAAUGGAAAAGGAUGCUAUGAGGCAGAUGUGUGCUGCUCUCUUCCCCUCUCCUUUCCAGCAGCAGCAGGCAGACUG
Molecule: messenger RNA, 2933 nt
Organism: Closterium sp. Naga37s-1
Lineage: Eukaryota; Viridiplantae; Streptophyta; Zygnematophyceae; Desmidiales; Closteriaceae
Source: the annotation of a GenBank genome assembly